CCUCCAUAACCCCUCUCUUUCCUCUCUUCCUUUCCCUGCUAUCAUUAUUCUUAAUUUCCCAGUAAACUAUAGAGAUACAAUCUUCUGUAUAUAUUAUACAUAGAACUACGCAUAUUUGGAUUUUAGUUUGAUCGAUGCAAGAGCCGAUCAUGGUCGACAAAGGAGAGGAGGCCCUGGAUUUGCCUCCGGGUUUCAGAUUUCAUCCCACGGACGAGGAGAUCAUCACUUGCUACCUUACGGAGAAGGUCUUGAAUAGCAGUUUCAGUGCAACUGCUAUUGGUGAAGCUGAUCUGAACAAGUGCGAACCUUGGGAUCUCCCUAAGAGAGCGAGGAUGGGGGAGAAAGAGUGGUACUUCUUCUGUCAAAGAGACAGGAAGUAUCCGACGGGGACGAGGACGAAUAGGGCGACGGAUUCUGGGUACUGGAAGGCCACCGGAAAAGAUAAGGAGAUUUACAGAGGCAAAGGGAACCUCGUGGGGAUGAAGAAGACCCUCGUCUUCUACGGAGGGAGAGCUCCUAAAGGCGAGAAGACUGGCUGGGUUAUGCAUGAGUUCCGAUUGGAAGGAAAAUUCGCCGCUUAUAACCUUCCCAAGGCCGCUAAGGAUGAAUGGGUGGUGUGCAAGAUUUUCCACAAGAACACAGACGUCAAAAAGCCCCCUAUUAUUCCUGAGCUUCUAAGGAUCAACUCUUUCGGAGACCAUCUGCCGGAUUUCUCUCCGUCGCUCCCGCCUCUCAUGGAUCCAGCUUGCUUCAGUAACGCCGAACAGCCUGGCUACAGUGGCGGCGAUGGAUUCAAGGUGGCCAACCAGCAGCCGUCAUGGGACGGUUAUUAUCUCUCCAACUUCGCCCGCAACGACCAUCUCAGUAAUCAGACGGCGUUGGUGAAGGCAGAAGAAGACUGCAGAAACUACGAGAUGAUCCCCGCUUAUCCUCCCUCGCAACCUCGGAUAGGAGUCAUCCAGAAUCCCAGUAUGUGCCUUCAGCAGAAUGUUGUGUCAGAUUUCAGGAACAGAGAUGUCGGAGGGGUUGUGAAGAAUGAAAACGUGUCGUGGGGAAUGGAUAAACAGUGCAAUAUGGAGCAUUCGAUGGCGAGUGUGUCGCGGGAUACCGGGCUUAGCAGUGACAGGAACGCCGAAACUUCAUCGGCGGUGUCCGUGAGGCGAGACAUCACCGGAAGGAAUAAGACAGUGUACGAGGAUGAUUUCAUCCAGACUCCAUCACUUGGUCCCCUUCCAGAUUUGGAUUGCCUCUGGGAUGACUACUGACCGCAACAAUACAUACAAAUUGAUCACCACAUCAAGAGAUCCAAGGCCAGUUUGCCCAUUAAUUUGUGGUUUUACUUUUUCUAGCAGAAAUAGUCCUGGUUUUUAUAAUGUCUUCUAUAUAAGCGGAUUGAUUUAGAAGUUCUUGGAUACACAUAUACUGUACAGAUUAUAUAUAUGAUAUCCAAGCCUUGUCUCGGCGUCAUAGAUUUUCGUUCAUAGAACGUAUGCCAAGGGAUUUGAUCGAUGAACACUCAUGUGCAUCCUGUCAUUCUUUUUUUAUGCUAAUUUAGCUUGUGUUCUUUAAUUAAUUUAUUUCGUCUGUUAAUUUAACGAUUAGUUGCUAGCUAUUCCAAAGUUCAACUUGUAAUUUGUGUACAUAUGGAUUGAAUUUUGCUA
Neltuma alba is the source of this 1661-nucleotide messenger RNA. Its product is annotated as NAC domain-containing protein 87-like. The transcript has 3 exons. Bases 135 to 1265 code for a protein of 376 amino acids. Gene Ontology annotation, molecular function: DNA binding. The record is from RefSeq and is a predicted model, not a curated record. NCBI's taxonomy places the organism in Eukaryota, Viridiplantae, Streptophyta, Magnoliopsida, Fabales, Fabaceae. Gene Ontology annotation, biological process: regulation of DNA-templated transcription.